AUGGAUAAUAAUAGUACAUUAAAUAAUAUUACAAUUACUGUAGCAAGUAGUCAUAAUAAUACUACAACUAAUAGCAACAACAACAAUAAUAAUAAUAAUGGUAGUAAUAGUAAUAAUAAUAAUGAACAAUUGAAUACAUUAAGUAAUAGCAUUACAAGUUUAAAAUCAUUGAAUAUUAGUGGUAGUGGUGUAAUUACAAAUAAUAGUGAAGUGAAUACACCAUCAGAAGGAAACAUAACACCAUUACCAUUAUUAAGUUUAUCUGAUGCUUUAUCACCAUUACGUGAAUUGUAUAGUUGUUUAUAUGUUGGUGAUAUCAGAGCAUUAAUGUCAAAUCAAUAUUUAAAAUUUGAAGAAAAUGAAAAAAUUAGAAUUUUAGGUUUUCCCGAACCACAUUUAGAAAUUGAUGAAAAAACUCAAAAAUAUUUUUCUUAUCAAAUUAUUGAAUUUGAAUCAGAUGAAGAUAUAUUAUCAAUUGCAAAAAGUUUUGAACAAUAUUCACAAUUAAUAUUAGGUAGAACACCAACACAACCAGUUGUAAUUCAAGAAUGUUGUUUUGGAUUAGUUUUAGCAUCAAUCUAUUUUAUAAAGUAUGAAUUAUUUUCAUUACCACAAGCACAUGAUUUAAUUGGAUAUAAUGAUUUCUUUGGAACUUCAAAAAAACAUUCACACUUUGAAAAAGUUGAUUCUUGUACAUUAAUAAAUGAUAUAACAUCUUAUUAUUAUAAUAAUAUGUCAUCAAAGAGGAAAACUACAAUUUUUUCAAAUAAUAUUUCUUUUACAAAUUUACAAACAACAACACCACCAACUACUACUACUACAACUACUACAACUACAACUACUUCAUCUUCAAAUAAUAGUGAACAAAUUGAAUCAACAUCUAAAAAUAAUUCAUCAGGAAUAACAUCACCAACAUCAAUUAAACCAAAAAAUAAAGUUGGUUUAUUAAAAAAAUUAUUUAAUAAAAUGGAUAAAGAAAGUAGUAAUAAUAAUAAUAAUAAAGAAAAAGUUGAAAAAAUUAAAGAAAAGAAAGAAAGUAAAAAAGAAAGAGAAGCUAGAGAAGCAAAAGAAGAAAAAGAAAGAGAAGAAAGAGAAAAAGAACAUCAAUUAGCAUUAAAGAAUAUACCACCAGCUGAAUUAUAUAAACAUCAUAUGGAACAAAUUCAAAAGAUACAAAAACAACAAAUUGCAGAAUUAAAUGCUACAUCACCAGAUGGUGGUAAUGAUUUAAGUAAUGGUAGUAAUGGUAGUAAAAAUGGUAAUAAUAAUAAUAAUAAUAAUAAUAGUAAUAAUAAUAAUAAUAAUAAUAAUUCAAAUGAACCAAAUUCACAACAUCAAAAUCAUAAUCCAAUUACAAAUUUAAUGGAUCAAGAAUUAAUUGAAAAUUAUGAUGAUGGAUCAGAUAGAAUGAAAAAUUCAAAAACAAUUAUUUCACCAAAUUUUGAAUCAUUACCAGAUGAAUAUAAAACUAUGGUUAAAACAUGGGAUAUUAAACAAGAGUCGGUUGAUGAACAUUUUGAAAUUAUAUUAUCAUUAUUACACUUUCAUACAAAGCAAAGAUUUUAUUCAAGUGAUCCAACCAAUUUACCAGAUAAACCAAAAUAUUAUAAUGUUGGUAAUGUUUGUGGUAAUUGUACACCACCAAUGAUAUUGGAUCCAGCAGGUUCAGGACAAAUGGUAGUUGCAAAAUCAUUCUAUAAGAGACCAUUUGACCAAAUUUGUAAGAAACCAACAAAUGAGAUGAAGAAACUUUAUACGUUUAGGGAAAAGGUUGGAAAGGGUGGAUUUGGUACUGUAUAUUUAGUGAGAAACAAUAUGGAUAAAUCUAAAUCUAGAAUCGCCAUUAAAAAGUUACCACAUGUUAGAAAGAAGGAGAAGAAAUUCAAUGUAAAGGAAAUUCGAGUAUUGGAAUUCACGAAUCAUCCAAACAUUAUCACUUACUAUAAUUCUCAUAUGCUUCAUGAUGAAGUUUGGAUUGCUAUGGAGUUUAUGGAGGGUGGUACAUUGGCCGAGGCCUCCAAUCAAUAUCCAUUCCAAGAGAGUAAUAUCGCUUAUGUUGCAAGGGAGGUUUUACAAGGUCUAGCCUAUUUACAUGGCAUUCAAUUGGUGCAUCGUGAUCUUAAAUCUCAAAAUAUUAUGAUGACCACCAGUGGUGAGAUUAAAUUAAUCGAUUUCGGACUUUGUGCUAACCUUUCCAAAGGUGAACGUAUCAGAAUGUGUGGUUCCCCAAUUUGGAUGCCACCAGAGAUGAUUCAACAAAAACAACAUGGUUACACUUGUGAUAUUUGGUCAACUGCAAUCUGUUUAUUGGAAUUGGCAAAUAGAAAUAAUAAACUCCGUAAAAAUCCAAUCAAAACUAUGUUUAUGGUAGGCUCUGAAGGUAUUAAAGAUCCCUUUGAAGAUCCUCAUAAAUGGAGUGAUGAAUUCCACGAUAUCAUCAAUAAAUGUUUGCAAAUGGAUCCUCAUAAACGUCCUUCUGCUCAAGAAUUAUUAAAACAUCCAUUCAUACAAUUAGCCGAUAAUAAAAAGAAAAUGGGUAAAAUUUUAUCUUCAAUAUUUUUAAAAUCAAUUGUUGGUAUUUAA
Messenger RNA from Dictyostelium discoideum AX4, 2583 nucleotides. It is a transcript of the gene mkcA, whose product is annotated as protein serine/threonine kinase. The record is from RefSeq and is a predicted model, not a curated record. Gene Ontology annotation, molecular function: protein serine/threonine kinase activity; protein serine kinase activity; ATP binding. NCBI's taxonomy places the organism in Eukaryota, Evosea, Eumycetozoa, Dictyosteliales, Dictyosteliaceae. The transcript is spliced from 2 exons. The coding region runs from base 1 to 2583 and encodes 860 amino acids.